AUGGUGGUGAACCACAACCUACCCAUGGAACUUAAUGGGGAGCUUGCAGACAAAGAAAGGUAUCAACAGCUCGUGGGCAAAUUAAUUUAUCUCUCUCACACUCGCCCUGAUAUAGCUUAUGAUGUUGGAGUGGGAAGUCAGUUCAUGCACCAACCACAAGUUGCCCACAUGAAAGCAACUCAGAGAAUUUUAAGGUAUCUCAAGGGAACCGCAGGCCAUGGAGUGUUGUUCAAAACAAAUGGACAUUUAAAUGUUGAGCUCUACACUAAUGCAUACUGGGCAGGAGAUAAAGGAAACCGAAGGUCAACAUCAGAAUACUUCUCCUUGGUCGGUGGAAACCUUGUUUCCUGGAGAAGUAAGAAGCAGAAGGUGGUCGCUCUGUUGAGUGCAUAA
This is a messenger RNA of Helianthus annuus (common sunflower), 393 nucleotides long. RefSeq lists its product as uncharacterized. The transcript has a single exon. The record is from RefSeq and is a predicted model, not a curated record. NCBI's taxonomy places the organism in Eukaryota, Viridiplantae, Streptophyta, Magnoliopsida, Asterales, Asteraceae. The coding region runs from base 1 to 393 and encodes 130 amino acids.